UCAACAAGCACUCUUUUUAGUUUUUACUAGGUUAUUAAACGGUGUCUGUUAAUAGGGACAGGAUUUUGAAACGAUGGAUCCAAUCAUGGCUGGCUCCAUUUACAAAGUGUAUAUUCAUUCCCUAUGGCAUUAUCGUUUGAUUGAAGGGCGAGAUUCUGCCAUCUAAAAAACAGCUAGCAGAUAUCUGUCUAUAUAAUAAGCAAGAUUGGAGCUCAUCACUAACAAAACAAAAACCCAAGAAAUCGAGAAUCUUGGCUACAAUUAACAUGUUCUCUUACCUUUUCUUCUUCCUUUGCCUCAUCACUGCUGUGUUAGUCCACUUCUUCAUCAAUUCCUUCUUCAGAAGGCGGAAUGGAGUUGAAUUUGAUGAGCCGCCAAGCCCACCGGCCCUGCCCUUCAUAGGCCAUCUCCAUCUAAUGGGUCCGGUCGCCAUUAAAUCUUUCCAAUCCUUAGCCUGCCGUUACGGCCCACUCUUGAAGAUCCGCCUCGGCGCAUCAAAAUUUGUUCUUGCCUCUAAUGCUGCUGUCGCUAAAGAAAUCUUCAGGACACAUGAGCUCUGUUUCUUAUCCAAACCUGAAUUUGGCCUCUCUAAGUAUUUUAUUUACAGAGGAUCACAAUUUAUAAUGUCACCUUAUAAUGAUUAUUGGCGUUUCAUGAAGAAAUUAUGCAUGACUAGUCUCCUCGGAGCUCCACAACUCGACAAGUUUGUGGGUGUGAGAGAGGAAGAGAGGAUUAAGCUUGUAAAGUCGGUGAUGAAGUGUUGUAGAGAAGGGAGGCCAUGUGAUUUGCGUAGUGAACUAACGACUUUAACGAACGAUAGUUUUUGUAGGAUGGCAAUGAGCACAAGGUGUUCGGAGAAAGUCCAUGAGACUGAGGAGGUUAAAGAAAUUGUCCAUAUAUGUGUAACGCUUGCAGGAAAAGCAAGUCUUGGAGAUGUUUUGGGUCCUCUCAAGGUGUUUGAUUUCUCUGGUACUGCGAAGAAGCUUUGGGGAGCUGAAGCUCUGAAUAAGUAUGAUCGGCUGGUGGAGAGAAUCAUCAAGGAACAUGAAGAUAAGGCUAAAAGGGGGUUUCAAGAAGACAAGAAAGAUUUGCUGGACAUUUUGCUGGAGACAUAUGCAGACCCAACAGCAGAAGUAAAGUUAUCCAAAAAGGACAUCAAAUCUUUCUUGCUUGAUCUGUUCGUUUCCGCGACUGACACAGCAGCAGCAGCAAUGCAAUGGGCCAUGGGAGAGCUCAUCAACAACCCAGAGGCGUUCAAGAAGCUUAGAGAUGAGAUCAACACAGUCGUAGGACCAAACAGGCUAGUAAAAGAAUCGGACGUCCAAAACCUUCCUUACCUCCAAGCAGUCAUAAAAGAAACUUUAAGACUUUAUCCAUCAGCACCGUUGAUCAUAAGAGAAUGCACAGAAGAUUGUAGAGUGAAUGGCUUCGUGGUCAAGGCUAAGACUCGGAUGGUUAUCAAUGUUUUUGCUCUAAUGAGAGACCCGGAGUCUUAUACCAAUCCGGAUGAGUUCAUUCCAGAGCGAUUCCUGGAGAGCUCAGAUGAGAAAAUUGGAGAGCAUCAAAUGGAAUUCAAGAGUCAGAACUUUCGGUAUCUGCCGUUUGGGAGUGGAAGGAGAGGAUGUCCCGGUGCAUCACUAGCGAUGCUAGUCAUGCAUGCUGCGGUUGGAUCCUUGGUUCAAUGUUUUGAUUGGAGGGUCAAGGAUGGAGACAAGGUUGAUUUAAGCAUGGGAUCAGGAUUUGUAGCAGGAAUGGCUCGACCCCUUGUGUGUUAUCCCAUUGAGCAUUUCAAUCCAUUCUGAUUAAAGUUCUGCCAUGAAAGGUCUAAUAAUGAAGUAUAGUUUGUUAGCCAAUUGAGCUUUGGCUACGAAAGAAAUGAUCAUGGAGAUGAAGAAUAGAAACAAUAGUAUGCAACAUCAACAAGGAGAUCCAUGAAAUAAUUGUUGUUUUAGAGGCUUUGAACUCUUACAAGUGGUACUAGGAUUUUCGGGUACUACUUAGUACUUGGGGAUGGGAAACCAAUGUAUACACUGCAGCAACCAAUACAAAUAAGUAGAUGCCAAACUCAACAAGCCAGAUUUAUUGUUAGGAAACAAUGUAUGAGACUUGGCAGCUAGUGACUGAUGAUGAUUGGAUUGAUAUACUAAUCCUCCUCCAAUCAAUCAUUCAUGGCUCCAUGUAAUUUGCAUUUUUAUUUUCUAUCACAAGAUCCCAUCUCUAAUAAUGCAUGUAAAU
Molecule: messenger RNA, 2235 nt
Organism: Tripterygium wilfordii
Lineage: Eukaryota; Viridiplantae; Streptophyta; Magnoliopsida; Celastrales; Celastraceae
Product: 3,9-dihydroxypterocarpan 6A-monooxygenase-like
Exons: 2
Coding region: 267-1802 (511 amino acids)
Cellular component (GO): membrane
Molecular function (GO): heme binding; oxidoreductase activity, acting on paired donors, with incorporation or reduction of molecular oxygen, NAD(P)H as one donor, and incorporation of one atom of oxygen; iron ion binding
Source: RefSeq, a predicted model, not a curated record